Lichtheimia ornata is the source of this 504-nucleotide messenger RNA. RefSeq lists its product as uncharacterized. Lineage: Eukaryota; Fungi; Mucoromycota; Mucoromycetes; Mucorales; Lichtheimiaceae. The record is from RefSeq and is a predicted model, not a curated record. The transcript is spliced from 3 exons. Bases 1 to 504 code for a protein of 167 amino acids.
AUGUCGCCACCAACCAAACUGGAUCUGGGGGUCGACCUCUUCGACGACGACGACCCAAAAAAUAUUUUUUGGGCUAGUUGCGACAUUGAACGUGAAACUUUCACACAAGGUGCUGUUGGCCAAGCCGAGCCCAUUGCUCUAUUCAAAACCCCACGUUGCAUUGUAAAGUUUGGAGACACAGGCACCUUUACGUUUAGCAAUGGGCUCGGCUUGACCAACUGCACCAUGGGUGCCAGUUUCACGAUCAAGCUUGCCAAUCCCAGAUUUCGCAAUGUCGCCACCAGCCAAACUGGAUCUGGGGGUCGACCUCUUCGACGACGACGACCAAAAAAUAUUUUUUGGGCUGUUUGCGACAUUGAACGUGAAACUUUCACACAAGGUGCUGUUGGCCAAGCCGAGCACAUUGCUCUAUUCAAAACCCCACGUUGCAUUGUAAAGUUUGGAGAUACAGGCACCUUUAUGUUUUGUUCAUGCAUUUAUACAAGAGGUGUCCGACCUCUUUAA